GCACAGAGGAUCCGAUGGAUUUUCCUUUUUACUGCCAGUAGUGUUUUUUAGUCUGUUAUAAGGAAGUAACACUCCAUUUCGUUUGUUCCCCUACAGGUCAUGGAAUGGGUGAUCAGAGAGAGACCCUACAAGCUGAGUGAGCUUGAUUACUCCUAUCUCCUAGAGUUCACAGCUAAAGUUCAUGGCAUUUCUGAAGCCGAGAGCCUCUUCCUCCGUAUACCUCAAGAAUUCCGGAAUGAGCUGCUCUACAAUAACCUUGUAAUGGCUUGUUUGGAGCAGGGCUUGAUUAAGCUUUCAUAUGGUUACAUGAGGAAGAUGAGGGAACUGUCCCUGCCAAUUUCACCGUACGUUUACAAUCGCUUGAUCAUCCUCCAUUCUUCUGAGGGGCGUAGGAAGACUAUCUCCAAAAUCCUCGCUCAGAUGAAAGCCAGUAGAGUGACCCCCCACACCUCAACCUACAACAUCUUGCUGAAAAUACAGGCCAAUGAUCACAAUAUUGAUGGAGUGGCGAGGGUGUUCAGUGAUAUGAAAAGAGCAAAGAUUGAGCCAAAUGAGAUCACUUAUGGCAUUCUAGCAAUUUCACAUGCUGUAGCAAGGCUAUAUACUGUUUCCCAGACAUACAUAGAAGCCAUCAAGAAUUCUAUGACAGGUACUAACUGGUCUACACAGGAAAUUCUUCUUAUCUUGUAUGGGUACCUUGGAAAGGAACAUGAGCUAAAGAUGACGUGGAACCUCAUGCAAUGCCUUCCUCAUAUUCGAUCCAAAAGCUUUACACUAGCAAUUGAAGCAUUUGGAAAGGUUGGCUGUGUUGAGCAGGCAGAAGAGAUUUGGCGAGAGAUCAAAUCAACAAGGAAGCUAAAGCUUACAGAACAGUUCAAUUCCAUGUUAUCAGUUUACUGCAGGCAUGGCCUUGUGGAUAAAGCAGCGGCCGUGUUCAAAGAAAUGAGAGCAAGUGGUUGUCAACCAAAUGCUAUUACGUAUCGUCACUUGGCAUUGGGUUGCUUGAAAGCAGGUUUUGUGAAACAAGCUGUGAACACAAUGGAUAUGGGAAAAAAGGAAGUUGUCACAAGGAAGGUGAAAAGUUCAACACCAUGGUUGGAGACCACUCAUUUAUUGCUUGAAAAUUUUGCAGAGAUUGGUGACUUAGAAAAUGCGAAGAAAGUUUUUGCAGAACUGAAUGAAUCAAAGUACUGUAGAAAUUCCUUUGUGUAUAAUACCCUUCUAAAAGCUUAUGUUAAAGCAAAAGUUUAUGAGCCAGAUUUUGUAAAGACGAUGAUUUUGAGAGGUGCAAUGCCUGACGCCGAGACACAUAGCCUUCUGAGACUGAUUGAACAGUACAAGACAUGAUACUGUCCAUACAGUAACCACUAACCAACUGCCGGGGCUUUGAAGGAUUAGGAUGAAAAGGAAACAUCAGUGCUAAGUUGAGCCAUUUCUUCUGCACACGAUGCAUUCAAUCGUCCUUUGACUGUGGGAGUGGUACAUGAACAUGUGCACAAUCCAAUUGAUGAAUGCACCUUCUUUUGGUAUCCAAGCAGGUUGCCCAAAACUUGCAUGGUCAAAAUAUCGAAACUGGUGUUUCCUUUGUGUAUGAGUUGCAUAAAACAAUCAGUUAGGUCAGCGAGUCUUUGAUAGAAUGUAUAGUUUUUUUAUUGCCAUUUUGAUUUUGUUUCUGAAACAUUGCAGGAGAUCUGCAUUUCACUUAAAACUAGACUAGAAGGGUCCAAGGGAAAUUACACCA
Messenger RNA from Triticum urartu, 1741 nucleotides. NCBI's taxonomy places the organism in Eukaryota, Viridiplantae, Streptophyta, Magnoliopsida, Poales, Poaceae. The record is from RefSeq and is a predicted model, not a curated record.